CUAACGGACGGGGGUCUGACGUCACCGAGCCGCCGCCGGUGUUUUGUUCCGCAGAGCUCCAUCCAUCAUGGCGAUGCAUGCUAAGGCGACUCCACCGCAGAUCCCGGACACCCGCCGGGAGCUGGCGGAGCUGGUGAAGAGGAAACAGGAACUCGCUGAGACGCUGGUGAACUUGGAAAGACAAAUAUAUGCGUUUGAAGGCAGCUACCUAGAAGACACUCAGAUGUACGGCAACAUCAUCCGAGGCUGGGACCGAUACCUCACCAACCAGAAGAACUCCAACAGUAAAACUGACAGAAGAAACAGGAAAUUCAAGGAAGCAGAGCGUUUGUUCAGCAAAUCAUCUGUCACAUCAGUCGCAGCGGUUUGUGCACUCGGAGGGAUUCCGGAUCACAUGAAUGAGAAGCGCGAAGCCGGCAGCGGCACAGAGAGCGACACCUCUCCGGACCUCCAGAACCAGGAGAACGAGCCGAGCCAGGAGGACACGGAGGACGUGGACUCCACGCUGCAGGACCUGAAGCCUCAGAAAGCUGCUUCCUCGUCCUCCUCGGGCAGCCACCACGGGAGCCACAAGAAGAGGAAGAACAAGAACAGACACAGCCCUUCUGCCAUGUUUGAUUAUGACUUUGAGUUUGACAUGAAGGUCAACAAGAAGCCCAGAGCUGAUUAUUCCACCUAACGAAGCUGCCUGACCCGUCUGGACCUUCCUGGACUUUGUGAACUUUGUAUUCCUGGUUUUCUUGUCGUCAUCUUUCCUGUACUGUGUGUAUCGCUGAAACAUUCCCUCCUCCACCUUCCUCUGGUUAGAAACACCUCAGUAACAUCCUGUUCAGAUAAAAAGACUAUUUAUUUCCACGUUCCCUGUCGUUAGAAGGUUUCGGUUGAGCGUCAGUCAGUCGUUCAAACCCCCAGAACGCCCCCAGUUCUUUUAUGACAUCGUUUGUUUUGCAAAAAACUAAUAAAAAGUUGUAAGUUGA
Amphiprion ocellaris (clown anemonefish) is the source of this 977-nucleotide messenger RNA. It is a transcript of the gene meaf6, whose product is annotated as MYST/Esa1-associated factor 6. The record is from RefSeq and is a predicted model, not a curated record. Gene Ontology annotation, cellular component: NuA4 histone acetyltransferase complex. The transcript has 8 exons. The coding region runs from base 68 to 679 and encodes 203 amino acids. Lineage: Eukaryota; Metazoa; Chordata; Actinopteri; Pomacentridae.